Molecule: messenger RNA, 3437 nt
Organism: Aedes albopictus (Asian tiger mosquito)
Lineage: Eukaryota; Metazoa; Arthropoda; Insecta; Diptera; Culicidae
Exons: 2
Coding region: 210-2285 (691 amino acids)
Source: RefSeq, a predicted model, not a curated record
GCCAGGCUGCUCUUCCGGAGCCGGUCGAAAAGAAACGUAAACUUGAUGAUGACCCGUGCACCGCGCCAGAAUCUGCAGCUGAAACCGAUAAGCCUGGUGAACCGGUUCUAAAUGAUAGCAUUUCUUUGGAUCAAAUCAAACGAAGUGUCGCCCUUGGGAUUUGUCGGCUGAGUUCGGAUGUUUCGUUACCACAAUCAAAAAUUGCUGAAAUGACCAGACUUUGCGAAACGUUGGCCCAAAUGCUCGGAGAGUAUUUUCAGGACAAUGUGAAAACAUUUUUGAAAGACCACGACAUUGACCAGGAAUCUCCAGAAACGAUCGCUUUGUUGAACCAGUUCCACUUGCCUAGCCUAUUCUCUAACGUCUCAACCUUAUCAAAACAAACUAAUUUUUUGAAAACUUUGGCGAUCAGCAUCCCAAAUCCAUCUGAAAAGAUGCUCCAAACACGCGAGGACAUUCGGCAUGUCGAUGGCAUUCCUAAAAAGGUUGCAGUAAAUGAGACUUUUUCGUACAUACCGAUUAUAGAAACAUUGAAGCUUAUCUUCAGAAACCCUGACGCGAGACGUCUGUUGAAUGAUAGCGAACGCGAAGAUUCAUCUACCAAAGAGUAUUCAAGCUUUCGGUCGGGUGAAACCUAUCGAAACAGCGAAUAUUUUAAACAAUAUCCAGAUGCAGUGCGACUAAGUAUUUACCAAGAUGAUGUUGAGCUAGGGAAUGCCCUAAGUUCUCGAGCCGGAAUAAAUAAAGUGUCUGUUGUGGAUUUUAAAAUUCAAAAUUUUCCGCCGAAAUGGAACAGCUCCCCAAAAACAGUUUUCCCUCUUAUGUAUUGCACUUCCAUUGAUGCCAAGAAGCAUGGAUAUAACAAAAUACUUAAACCUCUCAUUAAUGACCUGAAAAAGCUCGAGGAAGGUGUCACCGUCUUCUAUGGAAAUGAAAGUUAUACAAUUCGGGCAGUUGUAACCAUGUUUUGUGGUGACACGCUGGCUGUUCACGAGAUCUUCGGACUACUUGGACCAAUGGCCAAUUUCUUCUGCAGGAUUUGUACAAUACAAAGAACUGCUUUCCAUCAAAAUCCGUUCGAAAACUUUUCUUUGCGAACCAAGGAAUGGUACGAUCAGAAUUUGGAUAUGGUUAAAUCUGGAGCAAUUACUCCUUCCGAAUGUGGUCUAAAACCUGGGGGAUGCAUCUUGAACGAGCUUAGAAAUUUCCACACCACCGAAAAUUUUGCACUCGACACUAUGCACGACAUCGCAGAGGGCUUGGUUCCCUUAACUGUUCAACUCGUGUUGAGCCACUACUACAAGAAUAAGGAAUUGGGUAUCACAGCUGAAUUUAUCAACCAACGUAUACAUUCAUUUGCCUAUGGCUACAUUGACAAAAACAAUCGACCGUCAGCAAAUUUCACCAGCGAAAUGCUUUCAAAACCAGCAGCACACAAGUUGAAGCAAACAGCCGCACAAAAUUUGCUACUGCUCAGAGCGUUUCCGUUUUUGUUCGGACAUAAGGUCUCCGCCAACUGUGAAUAUAUGGACAUGAUAGGCCAUUUGAUUAACAUCACGCGAAUAUUAAUGUCCACAAUUGUGUCAGAACACAUGUUGGCAUCUCUAGAGGAGCAUAUCAGACUGUACGAAGAGUUAUUCUACAGUAAAUUCAAACGGCGGAUCAACAAGAAUCAUCAUCUCGAUCAUUAUAUACUGUGCAUUAAAAAGAGCGGAAAUAUGAAACAGUUCAACUGUCUAGUUUUUGAACAAAAGAACAAACCGGCUAAAAAUCAAUCAUCUACGUGUCGAAACUUUAAAAACAUAUGUAAAAGCCUUGCUCAACGGCAAUGCUUCAAAAUGAUCGUAGAUGUACUCGACAACCCAUUCCGAGAUAAAACCAGUUAUAAAGGUGGUAAAAUAGUUCUACGUGAACAUUGUCGUAGUCAAAGAUUCUUGGAUGAAACAUUGGUACAAGUGUUCAUACCGAAGUCCGUCACCAUCAAUGGAAUAGACUUCCGACCUAAUCUGCUAGUAUGCAUCCGAAACUACGAGAACGAAUACUAUCCUGCAUAUGGUAUUAUAACUGAAAUAGUUGUGAUAAACAGCAAAAUAAAUUUUCUGCUGAAGCUAUGCAAAACGAAGACAUACAACAGUUUCUUGGAGGCAUACGAGGUUUCAGUAGAAACGGAUGAAACAUUAUUUCUCCUAGAACAAAUUCAUACUCAUACAACUUUCGCUUUCUGGACCUCUCACGGAAAUAGUCUGAAGUUUAUUUCUCGACGAAACUACUGUCGAGAUUACUAAAUGUAUGUUACACUUCCAUCGUUUAUGUAUAAAAUAUAGUAACACAAUUUAUUUCAACAGUCAAAGAAGAGAUAACAGAUGUCGAAACGUUUUCCUUGCUCGACAAUGCCGAUUUCAAGAGACUCGAGCUAACGACGAAAAUGGUGAAAACCAUUCAAAAGUAUCAAAAACUCCUGGAAAAAGAUGCAGUAGCCGAAGAACCGGAAGAGCAAGAUGACGAACAACUGACCGAAGACCGCAAUACGGAUCACUCGAAAUCGAUCAAUGGAAACAAACAAAACUCAGUUUUUCUUGAGCAGGCAUGUAUUAUUACUUUCAAAAUUACAUUCAUCUUACAAUUAUGGGUCACUCUUCCAAAUUUAAAAGAUAAUUACUUUUCAUACAUACGUUUGUAUCAAAACGCAAUUCUUUCAUAAUAAAGUAGAAGGUGGCCUAUGACUGCGUCGUAACUUUAUAGUAUCAAAUAAACAAGACGAUGUUUAACAGGAUCGAAAUCGUUUUUUAUAUAACUAUGUUUACUUUUCAGGAAAUCGACGUUGGACUAAUUCUCACCGAGACACCGAAAGGACGCGAAAUUCACGAAACUUUGGCUACCGGGACUAAACCAAACGACAAAAUGAUCACAAGUAUUACGCAUAUUAUUUGUGAUUAUUUGAAGUCUACCUACGGAGUGAGACCAUCCACUUUCUACAAAGAGAUGCUUGCACGCUCCUUGAUUAAAACGUACCCGGUUCUAUCGUCGACAGCAUCGGACAUUCCGCACGUAAGUUUUACCAGCUUCUUGUUAUUUUAAGAAAAAAAAAACACCUAGAAACCUUUUAAACUUUAACUUACUUCUUCUGAAAACAAAUCCAGUUACAGACCGCGCGCUUCUGUUGCAAAUCAUACACGAUUAUGUCUAUCGCAACCAUAGACUGGCGAAUCGCAUCAUUUUCACAAAUGCAUGAACGUACCUAAAUGUACUACCUACCACUAUUUAACGAAGCGGAAAUUCUAGGUACAUAUAAACUUUCACGGAACACCUUUCUAUCUCAUUGCAAACAAUUUAAAAAAUAUUGUAAAAUUUGAACCAAGUGAAAGUUUUGUUCGGAUUCGCCAAUCUAUAAAUCGAAUACAUCACACAAAUUUUCAUCUGUCACAACAUUCUACCAC